UUUUAUUAAAUUUCUUUUUGUAAUAUCAAAGUAGUCUACUAGUUGUAUGCAUUUGGGGUUGGGGCCUCUCUCUCUCUCUCUCUCUCUUUCUCUCUGUGCUGUGUUCGCUCCUCCCUUCGUCCUUUACGCUCCUACACUUGAUCGGUAGACCGACCGGAAUCCUACUCUUGAUCUGAUGCUCCUGUAACCCUAGCAGAUGGCUUCUUUGUUCAAGGAUCUCGCCAAGCUAUCGGCGUACCGGGACAGGAGGUUUCCGGGCAACCAGGAGGAGUAUGAGGGCGCGCUGCAGACCUCGACGACGGUCUACGUCGGCAACAUGUCAUUCUACACCACUGAGGAGCAGAUGUACGAGCUCUUCUCUCGCGCUGGAGAGAUCAAGAAGAUCAUCAUGGGGCUGGAUAAAAACAGCAAAACCCCCUGUGGCUUCUGCUUCGUCUUGUACUACUCUAGGGAGGAUACUGAGGAUGCUGUCAAAUAUAUCAGUGGCACAAUGCUUGAUGACCGCCCAAUACGUGUAGAUUUUGAUUGGGGAUUUGAAGAAGGGAGGCAGUGGGGUCGUGGUCGAAGUGGUGGACAGGUGAGAGAUGAAUAUCGUACUGAUUACGAUCCUGGUAGAGGUGGCUAUGGGAAGCUGGUUCAGAGAGAGCUGGAAUCACAGAGAGAAUUAGUGGAUUAUGGUGCAGGGGCACUGAGUGCUUUUCAACCACCUAUGCCAUAUGGUAGGCAUGGUGGAGACUAUGGUCAUGGUGGUUCACAUCGGCAUGGUAGAGAUUAUCGGAAACGGAAUAGGGAAGAUGAGCAUUCUGCAUCUGAAAUGUCAAGAAGAACAUCAGGUUAUGAGUCAAGGAGAAGCUCUGAUCAUGAUUCAAGACCGGAGAAGAACCCUCGAUUUCGAGAGAGUGGUGACUCUGAUGACGAAGAUGAUGAUGAUCAGAAAAGACGGCGUUGACAGGUAAAGAAGAAUUUCUGAAGAUAUUUACUUGGACUGUUGAUUAUCGAGAUUAUAUUUAUUUCCUGGAAAAAUGUUAAAACUCUUUGCUUUAGUAAAACACUGGCCACUUAUGUUCUCA
Messenger RNA from Musa acuminata AAA Group (dessert banana), 1070 nucleotides. Its product is annotated as nuclear cap-binding protein subunit 2. The transcript has 9 exons. Gene Ontology annotation, biological process: mRNA cis splicing, via spliceosome. NCBI's taxonomy places the organism in Eukaryota, Viridiplantae, Streptophyta, Magnoliopsida, Zingiberales, Musaceae. Gene Ontology annotation, molecular function: RNA cap binding. Gene Ontology annotation, cellular component: nuclear cap binding complex. The record is from RefSeq and is a predicted model, not a curated record. The coding region runs from base 197 to 949 and encodes 250 amino acids.